Molecule: messenger RNA, 4832 nt
Organism: Sorex fumeus (smoky shrew)
Lineage: Eukaryota; Metazoa; Chordata; Mammalia; Eulipotyphla; Soricidae
Gene: ARHGEF5
Product: Rho guanine nucleotide exchange factor 5
Exons: 14
Coding region: 1-4341 (1446 amino acids)
Biological process (GO): activation of GTPase activity; intracellular signal transduction
Cellular component (GO): cytoplasm; nucleus
Molecular function (GO): protein binding; guanyl-nucleotide exchange factor activity
Source: RefSeq, a predicted model, not a curated record
AUGGGUUUAAAGCAUGUGGCUGAGGAUACAGCUGAGAGUCCGGUUCCUUUGUCCACGGAAACCACCGCAGACAUGAACACCAACCCGGAUGGCCCUGUGCCCAAGACCCCUGGCACUCACGGCCAGGCAGGCACACAGGCACCAGCUCCCCCAGAGGCCCACACCUGCCCCCUCCAAGCUGAACAUCUCCUUGUGGCCCCAGGUCCCAGGGAAGCGGAUAGUGAGGUGCCCGUGGGAUUAACACCAGAACUCCCUCCUACGACGCUGGGCACUGGACACGAGGACGUGAGGGAGGAAGCAUCUGUGGAUCCCUGUGCCUGGACCAGCUCCUCGCAGGCCUGUGGAGAGCAUCCCCCCGAAGCACGCCAUCCAAGGGACCAGCUGGAGAUAGAGGGGGAGUCGCAGAGUCAAGGGCAAGGAGGCCAUGGGGGUCGCCCGGAACUGCAGGGACAGGGAGUCGAGGAAGAGAGGGAAGGAAUGGCGGGAGAGGUUUGCCCCAGUGGCCUUUUAGGGGCGCAGCCAGGAGAGGUGCUGUGUGGCAGAGAGGGGAAACAGAGGCAGCAGAAGAUGCUAGAAAAUGGGAGGUUGGUAGAAGCAGGAGAAAGAGAGAGGCCUGAGGAGGGGGAUUGGGAGGUCCCGGGUUAUAGUGGGAUUCAGGAGGGUGGGCAGAAUGGGCUCCAGGAUCGGAGAACUCUGCAGCAGGAUGGUGAAAAGACAGAUGUGAGGGGUCCAGAGAAAGACUGGGAGGAUGAGUGGUCAGAGAAGGGAGCCGGAGAGCAGACCCAGAGGUCCGCAGAGGGGCAGGAGGCUGAGGCAGGGUGGCGCGAGGAGGGGCCCGGGGCUGGGGAGCCCCUGCAGGAAGUGGGGGGAGACGAAGGUAGUGAAGAUGGGGAGCAAGAUGGUCCUUCUCCACGGGCUCUGGUGGCCCCCGAACUCUCUCUGCUCGGUGAGGAGGCCUGUCUUCCCACUGCCAAAAGUCAGGGGGCCCAGCAGGAACCGAGGGCUGCGGAACUGUCCCCCAGACCUCAGUCUCUCGCCCAGCGGUCCGCGGGAGGCUCCCCCGAGCACAUCCCCUCCGGGGGCCUUUCCCCUGCAGGACACUCAGCCAAGCAGGACCGAGCUCAGGAUGGCCGGUUGAUGGGAUGUGAGUUGGAGCAAGGGCCAGUGUCAAGUCCUGGGGACAGGGACGUCUCUGCCACUCUCUCGGAGAGGCCCCCACAAAUAGGAGCUGCUCCUGGUCUGGAGGACAUCUCCCCCACCAGCCCCCCACUUGCAGCUUCCAGGAGGGAGCCCUCGCUGGACACCCCUCAUCCAGAAACUUCCACAGCUCUUCUCUCACCUGUCAGCCCGUCUCCUGCUGGGGACCCCGAGACGCCCCCAGUCCUCCCCCGUGGCCCUUCGUCCUCCACAGUACACCCCUUGGACCCGGGCACCGGCCCCUACUGGACUCGCCCUAGGAGCCCCCUGGCCAACGGCUCUGAUGCUCUUCACCCAAGGAGCAACUCAUUCCCCGGUUCUCAGCGGCCCACGAUGCCCCCAGACCUGGGGAGAUCAGCCUUCUCCUCCUCCCAUUCAGAGCUGCCACAGAUGCCCCCCAGGUCUGCUUCCUAUGGCCGGGGGACCCCUGAGAUGGAUGGGGAGAGGAGCCCUCGCGUCAUUCCAGAACCUACCCCGGGGCAGCACGCACAAGACUGCACCCCGAAUCCAGACAGCCAGCCACGGGGUGCCCCACACCAUCCAGCCUCAGCCCCAGGGGCCCCGGCUUGUGUCUCUGUGGACGGGAGCACCUUGGGCCCCCCACCCGGCCGUGCCACGGAGGGGAGACCCCCGCACCCCGGCGGCCUCCCUACCCGGUCUCCGCAGCCUGCUCUGUUGACUCUGGGGCCCCCCAAAGUCCCACUUCCCCCAGUUCCUGAUGCCCACGUGUCCCGGCAGCUGCGCCCACUGCCGUCCACCCCCGUCUCCGUCUCCCACCACCACCACGCCCAGAGAUACAACAAGCCCCUGCCCCCGACUCCGACUCCGGACCCGACCCAACCUCACCCCGCGGGCAACCCCCGGACCUACAAGCCCCUGCCCCCGCUCCCCACUGCAGAUCUCUCCUCCGAACCACCCCCCCUGCCCCCCAAGAUGCGAGGCAGGAGCAAGAGCACGCAGGGGGUCCCCGCGCACACGGGAGCGCAGGGCGCGGCCAGGCCCGCGCAACACGAGUGGCCAGUCCCCACUGCCCCUGCCGCCGUCACCGUUGCUGCUGGACGGACCUCCUGGCCACCCGCCACCAGCCGACCUGCCGAUGCCCUGACCGCGUCCGCUCGGACUAGGAGCAAAGGGGCCCCCGGGUUGGCGUUCAGCAACAUGACGAACGUCCUGAGACCCUCUUCGUCCACCACCACCACGGCGGGGACCCCGGGGCAGCCGGUCCCGAGGCCUGGCCUGGGGCCCUUCACUCUGAGCAAACCUGUGAUACAGGAAGAUGCCAACGGCCUGCGGACCUCGCAGGAUGGCUCAGCCAGGCGUCUGGGAAGGGCCGGCCACCCGCACCUGGAGAAGGCGUCCAGCUGGCCGCACCGGCGGGAGCCCGGGAGGGCCGCGGAGGACAGCGCUGGACAGGCCACCGCGCCUGCAGAGGGCACGAGCAAGCACAAAGGCUGGAACCGGCAGGGCCUGCGCCGACCGUCCAUCCUGCCCGAGGGCACUGCAGAUACGAGAGGUCUGGCCAUGGAAAAAUUCCCUGGUUCUUCCGACGCCAUUGUUUAUCGGGAGAAAAAACCCAAGGACGUGAAGGGAGGCUUCGCGAGACGCUGCUCCAAGCUCAUCAACUCCUCCCAGCUGCUGUACCAGGAAUACAGCGACGUGGUCCUCAACAAGCAGAUUCAGAGCCAGCAGCGGCUGGACAGCAUCGCGGAAGAGCCCGGGCCGGACAGCCCCCGGCAGCCACAGCGGCCCCUGGCAUCCCCCGAGCUGUCCGUGCAGCGCCUGUCCAUGGUGUCCAGUGCUUCCCUCUGGCAGGAGAUCCCCGUGGUGCGCAACAGCACGGUCCUGCUCUCCAUGACCCAUGAGGACCAAAAGCUCCAAGAGGCCAAGUUUGAAUUGAUCGUCUCUGAGGCCUCCUACCUGCGCAGUCUGCACAUCGCCGUGGACCACUUCCAGCUCUCGGCCCUGCUGCGGGCCACCCUCUCCAACCAGGACCACCAGUGGCUCUUCUCCCGCUUACAGGAUGUGCGUGAUGUCAGCACCACGUUCCUUUCAGACCUGGAAGAAAACUUCGAGAACAACAUCUUCACCUUCCAAGUCUGCGAUGUCGUCCUGAACCACGCUCCCAACUUCCGCCGGGUCUACCUGCCCUACGUCACCAACCAGACCUACCAGGAGCGCACCUUCCAAAACCUCUUGAACAGCAACAGCAGUUUCCGAGAGGUCUUGGAGAAGCUGGAGAGUGACCCCGUGUGCCAGCGCCUUUCGCUCAAGUCCUUCCUGAUUCUUCCCUUCCAGCGCAUCACACGUCUAAAACUGCUGCUCCAGAACAUUCUGAAGAGAACACAGCCGGGCUCCUCAGAGGAAGCAGAGGCCACCAAGGCACAUCAUGCCCUGGAGGAGCUGAUCCGAGACUGCAACGAGAACGUCCGGAAAAUGCGUCGAACCGAGGAAUUGAUCUACCUGAGCCAGAAGAUUGAGUUUGAGUGCAAAAUAUUCCCACUCAUCUCCCAGUCCCGCUGGCUGGUGAAAAGUGGCGAGUUGACGGCCUUGGAGUUCAGCGUGAACCCGGGGAUGCGAAGGAAGCUGAACACUCGUCCUGUGUACCUGCACCUCUUCAAUGACUGUCUGUUGCUGUCUCGCCCCCGAGAGGGCGGCCGGUUCCUGGUAUUUGACCACGCUUCCUUCUCCUCCUACCGGGGAGAAAAGUGUGAAAUGAAGUUACAUGGACAACACAAAAACCUCUUCCGGCUCUUCCUGCGGCAUAAUACUCAGGGCGCCCAGGCUGAAUUCCUCUUCAGCACCGAGACUCAAAGUGAGAAGCUGCGGUGGAUAUCAGCCUUGGCCAUCCCGCGAGAGGACCUGGACCUUCUGGAGUGCUAUGACUCCCCUCAAGUCCAAUGUCUUCGAGCCUACAAGCCCCGGGAGAAUGAUGAGUUGGCUUUGGAGAAGGCUGACGUGGUGAUGGUGACUCAGCAGAGCAGUGAUGGUUGGCUGGAAGGCAUGAGACUGUCAGAUGGGGAGCGAGGUUGGUUCCCUGUACAACAAGUCGAGUUUAUUUCCAACCCAGAGGUCUGGGUGCGGAAUCUGAAGGAGGCCCAACGAGUUAAGAUGGCGAAACUCCAGCUGGUAGAGCAAAAGACCUAGCGGUGGUCUGAGAAGAAUCUCAUGAGCAUCAGAACAAGACGUGCCUGCCGAGACCUGGCCCCAGAGCUCUGCAGUAGAGGCUUCCAUGGACCGAGAACCAGACUGUGGAAUUCCCCAGGACAGAAUCCAGCUGUCCCCCACCUCCUCUUCUGUGCCUUGUGCUUGGUGAGGGGAUUUUGAAGCACCUCAUGCUGGUCUCUAGGAACUUUUUCUCCUAGGAAAAUGGACCCAAGAAGCCAAAGUCAAGGAACUUUACUUCUAGUCCUUAAACAAUCUCUGCUUCUAGAGGACAGAUUAGGAGCUGACCGGCCUUUCUGUCGUGACCGUGUGGUCAGGAGAACCUGACCUCAGUCCACUGCAGAGGGAAAUUUAAGGGCAACCUGCAGAUCAGGUAGAAGGGUCAACUUGGUGACCUCGAAGCCAUCUUCCAAUCCUAGAGACUUUCCGUAAUUGUUGGGGUGAGGUCGGUGCCUGUGUCUCUGGGAUCUCUU